AUGACAUCCGACCAAGAGAGCACCAGCUUUCUUAAGCGAAGCUUGGAGGAGUUGGGCCUCACUGCUGUCUACAACUCGCCCUUCGACGUCAAGCUACUCUGUUUUCAGCGAUUCGUGCGGCUUUUCGCGUAUGGCGCGUCCACGCUCAUCCUCGUCGCCUAUCUGGAGGCGCUGGGCAUUUCGAAGACGCAGAUUGGACUCUUCAUGACCCUGACCCUUGCCGGCGAUAUCUGCAUUAGCUUCUUCCUCACUCUUUUCGCCGACGCACUAGGCCGGAAGGCGAUCCUGGUGCUUGGAGCCGCGUUAAUGACAACCAGUGGCGUUGUCUUUGCUCUGUUUGGCAACUAUUGGAUUCUGCUUCUUGCGGCAAUAGUCGGCGUCAUCAGUCCAAGCGGCAGCGAGAUUGGCCCUUUUAGAGCCAUUGAAGAAAGCAUUGUUGCGCAUUUGACCGAGCCGGGUGAUAGAGCUCAUGUAUACGCUUGGUAUAGCCUCUCAGGGUCCCUCGGUACCGCUUUUGGCAUGUUGACAGGGGGUCUGACUAUCCACCGCCUGAUCAAUGGCCUAGAGUGGGACAAGGUGCAGGCCUAUCGUAUCAUCUUCUACAUCUAUGCUGGCCUCGGCGUGCUGAAGACAAUCUUGGCUCUGAUGCUAAGCCACAAGGUCGAAUCUGAGAAGAAACAAGAGCAAGCGCGUUCAAGAGCCAAUGGCAGCGAAACUACGCCUCUUCUAGAUGGCGACGCUGUGCCAUCGGAGACAGUAGCUGCCGUACCGCCGAAAAGAGGCUUCCGGUCCUUGCUCCCGGACGUAAGCAAGGAGAGCAUUGGGAUGUUGAUAGAGCUCUGCUUCCUGUUUGCCUUGGACUCUUUUGCAUCCGGUUUAGCUACAAUCUCCUGGAUUACAUACUUCUUUCAUACACGCUUCAAUAUUGAAGAAGGAAGACUAGGGACGAUCUUCCUCGUCACAAGCAUAGUCACCGCUGCGUCUAUGCUUCUAGCUGCAUCAGUUUCCAGGAGACUUGGCAAUAUCAAAACCAUGGUCUGCACGCACCUCCCUUCUUCGGUGUGCCUGGCCUUGAUACCACUUCCAAAUGAAGUGCACUGGUCUCUUCUUUUCCUCGUGUUGCGCGCCUGCACUCAGUCCAUGGACACGCCUCCCAGGUCUGCCUUUCUCGCCAUGAUGAUCCUGCCAGCGGAGCGCACGGCCGUCAUGGGAACGAUCAACGUCGUGAGGACCUCGUCUCAGACGUUAGGACCCCUGAUUACUGGGGUCUUGGCAGAGAAGAACCUUCUCUGGGUAUCUUUUGUGAUCGCAGGCGGGUUGAAGGCCUGCUACGAUCUCGGACUGCUCGUUAUGUUCAAGAACAGGGAAAAGGAAAGAGAAAGAACGGAGCAGGAGAGACACGAAGAGGAUCGCUCAGACGGCGCUCGAUCGGACAACUCGUGA
Messenger RNA from Neoarthrinium moseri, 1443 nucleotides. RefSeq lists its product as uncharacterized. Gene Ontology annotation, biological process: transmembrane transport. Bases 1 to 1443 code for a protein of 480 amino acids. The transcript is spliced from 4 exons. NCBI's taxonomy places the organism in Eukaryota, Fungi, Ascomycota, Sordariomycetes, Amphisphaeriales, Apiosporaceae. The record is from RefSeq and is a predicted model, not a curated record. Gene Ontology annotation, cellular component: fungal-type vacuole membrane. Gene Ontology annotation, molecular function: transmembrane transporter activity.